AUGCCCCAGCUACUUUCUGACAAUUCUUCCACAGAAGUCUCUGAGUUCCUCCUUAACUGUUUCAUCAGAUCUCCAAGCUGGCAGCACUGGCUCUCUUUGCCCCUGAGCCUGCUUUUCCUCUUGGCCAUGGGGGCCAAUGUCACCCUCCUAAUCACGAUUCGACUGAAGGCCUCUCUGCAUGAACCUAUGUACUACCUGCUCAGUCUGCUCUCUUUGCUGGACAUCGUGCUCUGUCUCACUGUCAUCCCCAAAGUCCUGCUCAUCUUCUGGUUUGACCUCAGACCCAUCAGCUUCUUUGCCUGCUUCCUCCAGAUGUACAUCAUGAACUGCUUUCUGGCCAUGGAAUCCUGUACCUUCUUGAUAAUGGCAUAUGAUAGAUAUGUUGCCAUCUGCCACCCACUGCGCUAUCCAUCCAUCAUUACUGAUCAAUUUGUUGCCAAGGCUGCCAUUUUCAUAGUGGCCCGGAAUGCUCUUGUCACUGGGCCCAUCCCUAUUCUCUCAGCUCAGCUACACUACUGUAAGUACAAUGUCAUUGAGAACUGUAUUUGUGCCAACUUGUCAGUGUCCAAACUUUCUUGUGAUAAUAUUACACUCAAUCGCCUCUACCAAUUCAUUAUUGGUUGGACUGUCCUUGGUUCUGAUGUCAUCCUCAUUUUCAUUUCCUAUAUAUUCAUCUUACGUGCUAUUCUUCAACUAAAGGCUAAAGGUGCUGCAGUAAAAGCCUUAAGUACAUGUGGCUCCCAUUUCAUUCUCAUCCUCUUUUUCAGCACCAUACUGCUGGUCUUUGUUCUCACCCAUGUAGUCAAGAAGAGAGUUUCUCCUGAUGUUCCCAUCUUACUCAAUGUUCUGCACCAUGUGAUUCCAGCUGCUCUCAACCCUAUUGUUUAUGGAGUCCGAACCCAGGAGAUCAAACAAGGAAUUGUGAAGUUAAUAAAGAAGGGUGUGUGA
This is a messenger RNA of Sarcophilus harrisii (Tasmanian devil), 948 nucleotides long. RefSeq names its product olfactory receptor 56A3-like. Gene Ontology annotation, molecular function: olfactory receptor activity; G protein-coupled receptor activity. The transcript has a single exon. The record is from RefSeq and is a predicted model, not a curated record. NCBI's taxonomy places the organism in Eukaryota, Metazoa, Chordata, Mammalia, Dasyuromorphia, Dasyuridae. Bases 1 to 948 code for a protein of 315 amino acids. Gene Ontology annotation, biological process: G protein-coupled receptor signaling pathway. Gene Ontology annotation, cellular component: membrane.